Messenger RNA from Hymenoscyphus albidus, 606 nucleotides. The record is from the annotation of a GenBank genome assembly. Lineage: Eukaryota; Fungi; Ascomycota; Leotiomycetes; Helotiales; Helotiaceae.
AUGCGCUUUUCAAUUCUCGCUGCAGCCGGACUUUCCAUGUUCCUUGGAAAGUCGAUGGCUUUCAAUCUCACCUUAGAAUUCAUGCAUGAGCUCAUGGACCCAGCUGCUACUGGAAACACGACUCUUUUCGGACAGACACUUGACCCAGCUGUUAGAUGGUGGAUUGCAAAUGACGUCAAAAGCGAUGUCACUUUGACUGGAAUUCGAGUAAGCCCUAGCUUCUUUUUGGAUCCUGCAAGCCGAAUACUGAACUUGUGCAUAGAAUGCUUCCGAAUGGAAUACUGAAGUCAACACCCCUCUAAUCGAACAAUUGACAUCUCCACCAAAUACCACAGUGGAAUACAUGUAUGUGAUUCCCGAGAGGAACAUCGCAAUCAUGGAAGCGACCGGCCACGCGAUCAGAAAGUUCAACGGGCAGCCUUACAGCAAUAGGUAUGCAAAUUCUUGGUUAUGCAAGUAGCAGAAUUAUUUGCUAAUUUUCCUAGAUUCUGUUGGCACUUUUUCUUCUCUUUUGAGAGUGGAAAGAUCGUUGAGAUCCACGAGUACCUUGAUACCAAUAUGGUCAGGGAGUUGAUGACUGAAGCGAAUGCUGUGAAGCAUUAUUGA